Messenger RNA from Zerene cesonia (dogface butterfly), 948 nucleotides. RefSeq names its product coiled-coil domain-containing protein 12. The transcript is spliced from 3 exons. NCBI's taxonomy places the organism in Eukaryota, Metazoa, Arthropoda, Insecta, Lepidoptera, Pieridae. Bases 204 to 692 code for a protein of 162 amino acids. Gene Ontology annotation, cellular component: post-mRNA release spliceosomal complex; U2-type spliceosomal complex. The record is from RefSeq and is a predicted model, not a curated record.
AACGACAUUUGAAACCUAAUGAUACAAGUAUACAACUGUUAGCGUCACGUGUUUACUGUUUGUUUCGAUACGUCUUAUUCAGCUUAUGAAAUUUAGUGUUUAUCCUUAGUUUUUUAUGAGAUUACAUUUAACAAAUGUAAUUUAUAUGAUAAUUGUCAUGCAUAGCUCAUUAGAGGUUUAAAUAUUUCACACUGAUUCAUAAUAUGGUUGUUUUGGAUACCAUGGAAGGCGUGGGAAGCCUGGAAGAAGAAGCUCUAAAACGAAAAGAGCGACUAAAAAACUUAAAACGUAAAACACCGAGUGGAGAAAAUACAGCGUCUGCAUCGUCAAAUAAUGAAACAUCGGCUAUUCUUCCUAAGCCUGUAUUUAGAAGCUAUAAGCCACAAGAUGAAAAUUUGCAACAGGCAAAGUUACAAGAUGCGGAACCAGCUAAAGUAGAUGAAGAAGUGAAAGAUCUUGUUGAAGCAGGAAAAGAAAAGGUUGUACUACAAGACUUGGACAUUGCAAGUUUAGCUCCACGCAAACCAGACUGGGAUCUUAAGAGAGAUGUAGCUAAGAAAUUGGAAAAACUUGAGCGCAGAACGCAGAAAGCUAUCGCAGAAUUAAUAUGGGAAAGGCUAAAGAAUGGAACUGAAGAAAAUUUUGGUGCAAUGCUGACAAUGACUGAUAAUAGAGCCACUCAGGAUGACUGAUCAUUGUUAUUAUUAUUAGAUAUUACUUACCUUAAUAGAGAUAUUAUUGUUCAAUUAUCAAAUCGGCGGAAGUAAUCUUUCGGUUCAUAAGUGAUGAAAUGAAACUAUAUCAAAGCAAAGUACAAAUAGAUAAUUUCUUUAUCUUCUAAUGGGAGUAAAACUUCGUUUGGAACAAGGAUAUGUAUACAUUGCCCAGUACCUCUUCAUUCUAAAUUGGCUAUAUGCAUAGGGCUUCAGGAUCAUUUUUCUGGUACUG